AUGGCAAUGCAUUGGUUAAUGCUGCUGCUGCUGCCUGCCCUCUCAAUCAGGGCCCAGGAGCUGCCAUUGGAGGAGACUGGCGGGGAGCAGGCGGAACCCUUGCGCACUUCUGUGCUGCAGAGCAGCCUCCUCGUAGAGUUCUGUGUGCACUACCGGCAUAUACCCCGGUUAACCUACUUCACGUGCCGCAAUCCCGAGACCAGCACUAGGAAUGGAGAGGCACUGCGUGCGGCAUUUGCUGCCAAGAAUGCGCAGCUGAUUAAGAGCCUCUACCGGAGUCAGCUCUUUGUGCGGAUUGUGCAGCUCGAUGUGUUGCAACAGACGGGCGGUGGGUAUGGCAGCAGCAACACUGGCCCCAGGCGCGGUGGUGGCCGUGUGCAGGGGCCCCGCUACGGUUUUGGUUUCGCUCAGUCACAGAGCCAGGCCCAGAGCCAUGCCGAGUGGUUGGACAGCGUGCUGACGGUGGAUGCCCUUAGGCAAAUUGUUGCUGUGGAUUUGGCAUGCGGCGCCCCGAGUCGUCGCUUCCUCGAGUUGGCUUCCGCCAAGAUGCUCUACAGCGACAAGUUUCACUGGCUAUUGAUAGAGGACUUUGGGCUGUUCAACCAGCUGGAAGCGGCAACAGGAAACCAUCAAGAGGUGCUGCCACAGCAAGCCAAGCAACUGCAAAGUACAAGGGAGGAGGAAGCAGAUCUUCAGCCAACUAUCGAGGAGUUUACGGAGGGUAUGAACUUGUAUAUGAACACGGAAUUGAUGCUGGCCAAGCGACUGUCAGAGGCAGCUAACUACACGCUGUAUGAUGUGUGGAACCCCGGCCUGAACUAUGGUGGACAUGUCAAUCGAACGGAAAUUGGCAGCUUCGCGCCGUCACAGGGUGUUCGAUUGCACUCCUGGUAUCGCAGGACAUCAACGGUGCGUCGUCGCAUGGACAUGCAGCAUGCCCGAGUCCGUUGCAUGGUUGUGGUGACCAACAAGAACAUGACGGGCACUCUCAUGUACUACCUAACGCACACGGUGUCGGGCCACAUCGAUACGAUGAAUCGCUUCAACUUCAAUCUCCUGAUGGCCGUGCGAGACAUGUUCAACUGGACGUUUGUCCUCUCGCGCACCACCUCCUGGGGCUACGUGAAGAACGGCAGAUUCGAUGGCAUGAUUGGGGCACUCAUACGCAACGAAACGGACAUUGGUGGUGCGCCGAUAUUCUACUGGCUGGAGCGACACAAAUGGAUCGAUGUGGCCGGUCGCAGUUGGUCCAGUCGGCCGUGUUUCAUCUUUCGGCAUCCGCGAAAUACCCAAAAGGAUCGCAUUGUGUUUCUGCAGCCCUUUACGAACGAUGUUUGGGUGCUGAUUAUGGUCUGUGGCGUGGUGACGGUUUGUAUUUUGUGGCUGCUGACCACCAUAGAGUGGAAAUUGGUGCCACACGAUGGUGCAGCAUUGAUCAAACCCAAGGGCGGUGCACCACCGCGACAUCACCAUCAAGUGCAGCAGCAGCAGCACGAGCUGGAGGCCAGUGUGCGUCCAGUUACCGCUCUAUCAGUGGCUGAGGAGCUGCCAGAUGUUACAGAAAUACCAAAACAAGAGGAAAACUCCAACAUAGAUCCCUCAACCCUCUGGCAGCGCUGCUACCUCAAGCUCAAUAAUUAUCUAAAACAACGCAAAGCCAAGCGAAAGGCACCCGAACGCGUGGGUUUGUUCCUGGAGUCGGUUCUGUUCUUUGUGGGCAUCAUUUGUCAGCAGGGUUUGGGCUUCUCCACGAGCUUUGUGUCGGGUCGUUGUAUUGUCAUCACCAGUCUGCUGUUCUCCUUUUGCAUCUAUCAGUUCUAUUCGGCCAGUAUUGUGGGCACACUGCUCAUGGAGAAGCCCAAAACAAUCAAAACCCUCAGUGAUUUGGUGCACAGUUCGCUGCGUGUGGGCAUGGAGGAUAUCCUCUACAAUAGGGAUUACUUUUUGAACACCAAGGACCCAGUCUCCAUGGAACUGUAUGCCAAAAAGAUCACGAGUGUCCCAACCACCAAAGAGAACGAAGCGGAUGAGGAUGAACCAUCAGAUCCCCCACCAGCAGCAGCAGCGGCGGGCACAACAGAUCCUGCCAAAUCCUACAGAGACAUUGUCCAUAGCCAUGAGACGGGCGCACAUGCCAAGGAUAAUUCGGCAAGCAAUUGGAUGGAUCCCGAAACGGGUUUACUUAGAGUCAAAAAUGAACGCUUUGCCUUUCAUGUGGAUGUGGCGGCUGCCUAUAAGAUUAUAGCCGAAACCUUUAGCGAGCAGGCUAUAUGCGAUCUAACGGAGGUCAGCAUGUUUCCACCACAAAAGACGGUUUGCAUUAUGCAAAAGAAUUCACCAAUGAGAAAGGUCAUCUCGUAUGGCCUGCGACGCGUCACCGAAACGGGCAUUCUCACCUAUCAUUUCAAUGUGUGGCACUCGCGGAAGCCGCCGUGUGUGAAGAAAAUUGAAACGUCCGAUUUGCAUGUCGACAUGGACACCGUGAGCUCUGCUCUGUUGAUUCUGCUCUUCAGCUAUGCCAUAACCCUCAUGAUUUUGGGCACAGAGAUACUCUAUUCCAAGUGGCAUAAGCGCAUCAUCAUCAGGUUCGGUUGAGUGUUG
Drosophila subobscura is the source of this 2601-nucleotide messenger RNA. RefSeq lists its product as uncharacterized. Gene Ontology annotation, molecular function: ligand-gated monoatomic ion channel activity. Gene Ontology annotation, cellular component: membrane. NCBI's taxonomy places the organism in Eukaryota, Metazoa, Arthropoda, Insecta, Diptera, Drosophilidae. The transcript is spliced from 7 exons. The coding region runs from base 1 to 2595 and encodes 864 amino acids. The record is from RefSeq and is a predicted model, not a curated record.